Molecule: messenger RNA, 1071 nt
Organism: Fragaria vesca subsp. vesca
Lineage: Eukaryota; Viridiplantae; Streptophyta; Magnoliopsida; Rosales; Rosaceae
Product: E3 ubiquitin-protein ligase RMA3-like
Exons: 3
Coding region: 140-868 (242 amino acids)
Biological process (GO): ubiquitin-dependent protein catabolic process
Cellular component (GO): endoplasmic reticulum
Molecular function (GO): ubiquitin protein ligase activity; ubiquitin-like protein conjugating enzyme binding
Source: RefSeq, a predicted model, not a curated record
GGGUAAGGAUAAUUGCAAUUUGCUUACAAGCCUUGUGGGUUUCCAAUUUCAUGGACGGAAGGGUUACUGUUGGAACAUCGAAAUCAACUAUCUGGUGAGCCAUUUUGGUACCAUCUGAUUGUAAAGGACUUUGAAUAUCAUGGAUGGGGGUGAUGGUGGUAGUGGUUUCACGUGCAACAUUUGCUUUGAAUCUGCUGAUAAAGAUCCAAUUGUAACACCGUGUGGUCACCUUUACUGCAAGUCUUGUAUAUAUACUUGGCUUCGUAACCCAAGACAUGAUUCCAAGAGGUGCCCUUGCCCGGUUUGUAAUGCCAAUAUACAGGAGAACAGACUGAUUCCUCUGUAUGGAAUAGGGAAAUCACAGGAUUUGCAUCAAAAUUCUAGGUCUGUACCUGUAGACAGUGUUGAGAGUCUGGAAAGGCAAGCUGGUCAAAAGUCUGCCACUCCUCCGGCUCCAAAUAGGCCAACUCCUUCAGCUCUGGAGUGGCCAUCUGAUCCAAGACCCACUCCUUCGGCUCCCGAAUGGCCGACUGAUCCAAGUCCUGCCACUCCUUCAGCUCCAAACUGUCCUACUGAUCACACACUUGCCACUUCUUCAACUGCCAAUGUUAUUCUGAACCAAGUUUGUAGGCUGUUAAUACGUGUGGGACAGUACAUGCUAGUGAGGAUAAUAGAAGUUGCCACAGAUAAGCUCAUUGAAGCUGUGGAAACGAAACUCAAUGAGUUGAAUGAGGCAGUAGAAGAGAGAAACAAUGUUAAUGGAGAAGGAAGUGGAAAUGAUACUGGAUCAAGUGACGAGGUUGAAGUGAUGGAUAGCAAUGGAGAAGGAAGCCAUCUGGGACCCUGGGUUGUGCUGGACCAAACUUAGGGCUUCAGAAGUUUCAUCGAGGGAAAACAUUGGAAGAGACCUUGUUGUUGCUCUCUAGCUGUUUUGAGUUUGAUAGUGAUUCUGAACCUUUGUUAAAUUAUUAGGUUGCUUAGCUUAUCAUUGUAACAAGUUUACACUGUACGUAGGAUGAUUACCUUGUGUCCCGCGUUAAGUUUCAUAUGAAUUUAUUGGAUUUCGAUACU